AUGGAAAAAGUUUGGUUCGCUGAAUAUCAAAAAACUGGGAUUCCAGAAACAGUAGAAUUGCCACAGGAAAAUAGCUCUCUUAUUGAUAUUUUUGAGCGUAAUUUCCAAAAAUUUGGUUCACGUGAUGCCUUUAUCUUCAUGGAUAAAGUGAUGUCAUUCAGUGAUCUUGAAUUGGCAAGCCGUAAAUUUGCAACCUAUUUGCAAAGUUUAGGUUUGGCAAAAGGUUCACGUGUUGCAGUGAUGAUGCCUAACGUCCUUCAGUAUCCAGUUGUCGCUUUAGGUGUACUCCGUGCAGGUUUGGUACUUGUGAAUGUGAAUCCACUUUAUACAGCACGUGAAUUAGAACACCAACUUAAUGAUUCAGGCGCUGAAGCGUUGGUCAUUGUUGAAAACUUUGCGACUGUUUAUCAAGCGAUUAUUGGUAAAACACCAGUAAAACAUGUUGUCAUUGCUUCGGUUGGCGAUAUGUUAGGUACCUUAAAAGUGCGUAAACAAAUUCCAGAUUGGAAUAUUCCAGGACAUACUAAGUUUAAUGCUGCAUUGGCAAAAGUAAGUCCAAGCAAUUAUAAACGUCCAACCAUGACACUCAGUGAUACUGCUGUACUUCAGUACACAGGCGGUACUACGGGUGUUUCAAAAGGAGCGGAACUUACCCACCGUAACUUAGUUGCAAACUUGUUGCAAUGUGACGGUAUUUUCCAAAGUAAAUUUGGCCAAGGUGAUGGCGCUAAAGAUGAUCGUAUCUUCUGUGCUUUACCGCUUUAUCACAUCUUCGCAUUUAUGGUUUGUGCGAUGUAUGGUAUGUAUAAAGGUCAAGCAAAUAUUCUGAUUCCAAAUCCACGUGAUUUACCUGCAGUGAUUAAAGAAUUACGUAAAUACCAACCAGGUUUCUUCCCUGCGGUAAAUACCUUGUUUAAUGCGCUGGUGCAUAAUGAAGAAUUUAGACAGCUCGACUUCAGUAAGUUAAAAAUGGCGAUGGGCGGUGGUAUGGCUGUGUUACCGUCAACUGCUGAAGAAUGGAAAAAAGUUACAGGAACCAUCAUUAUUGAAGGUUAUGGUUUAUCUGAAACUUCUCCAGUCGCAACUGCAAACCCACCUGCAACGACUGAGUUUAGUGGCACAAUUGGUAUUCCUUUACCACUGACGGAUGUUGCGAUCUUAGAUGAUGAUGGCAAUCAUUUGUCACAAGGCGAGCAGGGUGAAAUCUCGAUUCGUGGUCCUCAAGUCAUGAAAGGCUAUUGGAAUCGUCCAGAUGAAACUGCAAAAGUCAUGACAGCUGACGGUUAUUUCCGUACAGGUGAUAUUGGGAUCAUGGAUACCCGUGGUUAUUUCAAAAUUGUCGAUCGUAAGAAAGACAUGAUUUUAGUAUCUGGCUUCAAUGUCUAUCCUUCUGAAAUUGAAGAAGUGAUUGCGCAACAUCCUAAAGUGCUUGAAGUGGCUGCAAUUGGUGUGCCUGAUGAAAAAUCUGGUGAAGUGCCAAAACUAUUUGUAGUGAAAAAAGAUCCAUCUUUAACCACUGAAGAAGUUCUUGAAUAUGCAAAAGAAAACUUAACCGGUUAUAAACGUCCGCGUUAUGUUGAGUUUAUGGAUGAUUUACCAAAAUCAAAUGUAGGUAAAAUCCUACGUAAAGAUUUACGUAAAUAA
Messenger RNA from Oppiella nova, 1644 nucleotides. The record is from the annotation of a GenBank genome assembly. NCBI's taxonomy places the organism in Eukaryota, Metazoa, Arthropoda, Arachnida, Sarcoptiformes, Oppiidae.